This is a messenger RNA of Lobosporangium transversale, 1626 nucleotides long. RefSeq names its product senescence-associated protein-domain-containing protein. Gene Ontology annotation, biological process: cell division. Bases 83 to 1519 code for a protein of 478 amino acids. NCBI's taxonomy places the organism in Eukaryota, Fungi, Mortierellomycota, Mortierellomycetes, Mortierellales, Mortierellaceae. The record is from RefSeq and is a predicted model, not a curated record. Gene Ontology annotation, cellular component: plasma membrane. The transcript has 4 exons.
CCAUCACCAAAAAACUUUCACUCACUUUCUUUGCCUUUACCCUCCACUUCCUUUCAUACUCUUUGUUUUUUAUUACUUCCUCAUGUCUGCCUCUUCAAGCAAUCCGGAGUCCCCCACGAUUAUCCAGGUCAUUCUGGCGAUCAAGGAUGCAGCCAUCUCACAGCUCUCUAGUAAAACAGCUCCAAAAAAAUUGGUCGGCCAUGGUGAGCUCCGUGUGUAUUCGUCUUCUUUACCAGGCAUAAUCCCUCCGUCCACAAAUCCCUCAGGAGCUGAUGGUCCUACCGAACCUCCAACGACAUUCAUGAGUCUGGAGACAGACGACGCCUCUACAAAGUCACAUAAGAGCCUAAUCACCCAUCCACUGAUGCCAAGAUCUACAGCUCAAAAAGUUGGUGAUCGAACAUGGCAAUUUUCGGUAGCAGGCAAUGGAUACUUGGAGCUUCAGUUACCAAAUGCCUCUGAGGAAGAAAUUACGAUUCUCGAAAACAUCUUGACAGACAGAGUUGUGUACACGAAUCAGUACCAAUUGCGAAACCAGUUGGCACUGGUUGAUGAUGUAGGUCAAAUCUUCGGUGUUUUGGACCAAGAGGGUGUUCAGAUGGAGGACGAUGAUGCUGUUUCUCUCUCAGAAAACCAGAAAUCACCCGUUGUGAUCGAGGCCAUAGAACCACAAGAUGAAAAUGAAGACAAGCCAUUGCGGCUCAGAAUCACAGUACCCUCAGCCGACGACAUGGCUGAUUACCUUACCACUGCUUCCCAAAUCUUUGGUGAGCAAAUGGUCAAAGGCGCAACCGUCGUUGCUGGUGGUAUUGUUAGUUCGAGCACGUAUCUCAAUUCCAGGAUCCCUGAAACACAAAAACCUCUCAAGAUCUCGCCUUUUAUCAAGAAUCGAAUCCGUAACGUCGCCAAACUUAGCCGCACUACCUUCUCAGUAACCAGCCGCAUCAAAUCUGCCAUCGUCAAUAAAGCCAUGAGUACCGGUUACAGAGCUAUCAAGUACUGGACUUCUAAAGAUGACCCACAAUCGUAUUCAACUAUGCAAAACAUUUGCUACUCGAUCCUGAACUCGGCUGGCGUCUUGAUCCAGGCCACAGAAGAGUCUAUUGGCAUUAUCUCUGCCCCUGCCAUCACUGCGGCUCAGGAUUUGGCUGGUAGAACUCUUGGACCAGAUGCAAAGGAGUUGGUCACUGAGGCUCUUGAAGGAUUCCGAAACUUUACGCUCGUCUAUUUCGAUAACGCUGGAAUAUCGCGCAGAGCGUUCUUGCACACGACCAGGCUGGCGGCUUUGCGGACGGCACAGGAGGUCAAGGAAGGAAAGAUUAAGAUCAAAGAACGUGAAAAGAAUCCAAGUGAUCACGUUCAAGGAACAAUUCCAUUUGCAGCCCAAGCAAGUGCUGCUGCCGCGUCCGCGGGUGCUGCUGCUGGCCAUGCCAAGGAGUUGAUUUUCAAGUACUUUGGAAAGAAUGAAGAUCAGGAUGGCGCUACGUCAUCAGACGCAGAUAAGAAAAAGACCGAGUAAGGUCUGGAGUCUUUUAAACUAUGUUAGUAUUUAUUUUUGGGUCACUUGUUGCAGAUCCAAAUAUCAAAAAUGUUACGAAAUAAAGUAUUUAAUUUUGGUGAACCAAG